UCUUUGUGUUUUACGCUACGUUUAGCUGAAAGUCAGUCGCGUGCGUACCGUCGUCGGGUGUUUCACGUGAGUGGUUUUCUCUCCGGCCGAUACGGAAUAAACCUCUCUCGAGGCUGCGUCACUCCUAUCCUACAACUUUACAAGAGAGGGCAACAUGCUCAAGUCUUACCCCACGCGAUAUCCUACCAGUGGAGCUGACACCGGUGUUCGAGUGAUUCGCUUGACGGUGAAUCAGGAGGCGGUUCUUCAAGAGCAGUUUAACAGGUGGCCAAGAGCACCUCAUACCGCGGACGUCGUACUCCUUGCAGCUGAAACAGGUCUUUCCGAGGCGGACGUUGAAGGAUGGUAUGCUAUCAGAUUGGCUCAGUGGCGGAAAGAACAGGGUCUCGGCGGGAAUACACUGGGCCUGCACUGAUUAUAUCGUGUGCGAGAUCUCAUCUCACUUCUGUACCUGAAACUCUCAUAUGUACACCAAAUGGACUGAGACGGCAAACUACCUGUGCAAUUUCUUCCUUAAAAUUACUUGUUUAGACAAGGUCUAAACUUAUUGGUCACGUCUAAUGUCUUUCUAAUUGUUCUAAGCAAGGAAAGACCAUUAUAAACGAUCGUAACAAUGUUUCCUUUAAUUAAUAACACUCUUUUACUAACACGUAAGCUAUUUAUUUAACCAAUUAGAUUUAAUCAGAUAGUAAUUAAGUGAAUGUAUGUAAAAUUAAACAAAUUUAACUGAAA
This is a messenger RNA of Vollenhovia emeryi, 732 nucleotides long. RefSeq names its product homeodomain-only protein-like. Gene Ontology annotation, biological process: regulation of transcription by RNA polymerase II; cell differentiation. Gene Ontology annotation, molecular function: DNA binding. The transcript is spliced from 3 exons. Gene Ontology annotation, cellular component: nucleus. Lineage: Eukaryota; Metazoa; Arthropoda; Insecta; Hymenoptera; Formicidae. The record is from RefSeq and is a predicted model, not a curated record. Bases 155 to 415 code for a protein of 86 amino acids.